Molecule: messenger RNA, 3806 nt
Organism: Sitodiplosis mosellana (orange wheat blossom midge)
Lineage: Eukaryota; Metazoa; Arthropoda; Insecta; Diptera; Cecidomyiidae
Gene: cu
Product: nocturnin
Exons: 7
Coding region: 879-3224 (781 amino acids)
Molecular function (GO): 3'-5'-RNA exonuclease activity
Source: RefSeq, a predicted model, not a curated record
GAAGUAUUCGAUUGACUUUGUUGUUGCUUUUGUGUGGCUCCAUGUGUGCUGUGCUGCGCUUGCUUGCUGUGCUGUGUUGUGCUGUGAACGCUGCUAGCCGUUAUUUAUUUUCAUUGUUUUUAAAGCUGCCUUUUUUGAACUUAUAAAAGAUCUUACCCGUUCGCCUCGAUUAGUCUCAUUAUUUUAGUUGAAUCGAUACAAUCGAUAAACUGUUCCGUUUUUACUUUAUUCUCAACUCUCCCUGACAUUCUUCAAAUUGCAAUUUAGUUCUAUUUAUUUUGACUCGAUAACGUGUUUCUAUACAUUGCAUUGCAUGUAUCGUCAUUCCAUCCGUGAUAAAUCGGCCGCAUUUGGAUAGUUGCCACGAAGAAAAAAAUUCGUUAAUAUUUCCAAAUUUGACACAUGUGAAUUUCAGUCAGUUUUUAAUCGGUGGCGCGUUCGAAUUGGGUUUAACUGUAAUGUGCACCCGUGUAAUAUUUCUAAUUGUGUCUUUAUUAUUUCGAAAAGAAUGUUUUAAUUGAACACUUGAAAAACAAAUCAAAUACCUUUGCCAAUCCAAUCAAUAAACUAUAAAUUAAAAUUUAAACAACAGAUUUAAGAGAACAAAAAUGCCAAUGCGAUUCAAUUUCAAGGAUUGUAUGUUUUGAAAACCGUGCAUGUGAAUGAACCGAACUAUAUAAUUUGAUCAACCCUCGAAAUUGAUUUAUUAAACAACGAUUUCUACCAAAUUAAUACAAACCAAUAGGACCAAUAGGACCACUUCAAAAUUUCCAUCGAUUAAGUUUUUCAUCGAAUAACGGUUGAUUUUUCUGUGUGUGCGCGUGUGUGCGUAGGUUAUCAUAUUACGUCGAUUUUUUAUUCGAUUACGUGGAAUCGAGAUGCAGUCGGUCAAUCAUCCAGUGGCCAACAAAAAAAUGGGCCACGCUCGCCGACAGUCAUACGGUAAAAUUAUGCCAAUAUCGUCAUUGUUGAACAAUCUUAUUGGUUCGAAUGCAAAUUGUGAUUCGACGCCAAACAACGACCCAUCUGCCGUUCACGAUCGCUCAUCGUUGCCUUUGACCCAUCAUUCAUUCGAAGCGAUGGCGCUUAAUUGCCGUGUCAACGAACGAAGCGAUGGUGAUAGCUAUAGCCAGAAAAAUGUCACCGAUUUAACGCUAAACUUUAUCAAUCAUGAAAAAAUGGACGAAGUUAAGCAGCAACCCAUCGCUGCAACUGCCAAUGCUAUUGAAGAGAUCGACGUGAAAAAAACGUUUUUGAAGUGUGUUAAUUAUCACCCGAGGCAAGAGUCGGAAGCGCAAACAACCGUCGGCGAUGAUGUCAAAUCGGAUGCGGAAGAUAAUAUCGAUCGGUUAUUAGGUAAUGAUGAUACGGCUGCUCCGUGUUUGAUAUGCAUGAACAAAGGCAUGGAACCGUUAAAACACAGCUUGAUGAAUAUUUUAUGCAAAAAGCUAUGCGAUGAAAGUUGUAACACUUCGACAAAAACCUGUCAAUCCAACGAUGACAUCGCUACGCAUAAAAGUGACACAGCGGCCAGUGAACAUGACAGCGAUUCAACCGCUGAAGCCGAUGCUAAAUUCAAAACAGAGAUCGCAUUACAUCGAUCGAGCAGCAGUCGUCAAGAGUUUCUAGCUAGCAUGCUUGAACCGGAAACAAAAGAUGCAACAGAUCGAAGUGACGAUGAAGCACGUGUUGCACCACUCACGAUUGAAAAUCUAAAGCAAUUCAAUGACGAUUAUUUCCGAGAGAAGUUGGCCAUUGCCGAGGCACUUGCAAACACCUCAAUGAUGACAUCAUCGGCGGCCAAGAACCGAUUAGCCGCUCGCAAAAUCGAAAUGAGCCUCAACACACCCGAUUUUGUCUACGAUCCGGAAAAUGCUGAAUACAUUCCACCCAAAGAUUUGCUUAUGUACUUGGUGAGAAUGGGAUCAUUUAAUUCGGCGCCAAAAAUCAAUAACAUCGAUUCGCAAGAUGAUGACGUCGAAAUACCGAAUGGAUUGGAAACUGCCGCUGAUUUGGUGAACUAUUGCAAACUGAUGCGUGGCGAUAAUCGGCCGGAAUUAUUACAGCGAUCAUUUUUCAAACCGAUCAAUGACCUUUCGCUGAAUGAUGUAACCGAUGGUUUACGUUAUUUACACUUGAAUUCAGUGUCUAAAGUUUGUAGCUCACCAAAGUCUUUGCCAAAUCAUAUACGAAUUCUGCAAUGGAACAUUCUCUCCCAAUCUUUGGGUCAACAUAAUGACAACUUUGUUUGCUGUCCAGCUGAUGCGUUAACAUGGGAAUCGCGCAAAUACCUCAUUGUGCAGGAAAUCAUUCAAAAUGAUCCAGAUGUCAUUUGUUUACAGGAAGUGGACCACUUCAAAUUUUUGCAAACAAUUUUGGCCACUCAAAACUACGAAGGUAUUUUCUUCCCAAAACCGGAUUCACCAUGUUUGUACAUCACCGAAAAUAAUGGACCAGAUGGUUGCGCACUAUUCUAUAAGAAGACCAAAUUCGAUUUGGUCAAUUAUGACACCCGAGUUCUGGAAGUGUGGCGCGUCCAAAGCAAUCAAGUGACGAUCACGGCAAAUUUGCGCAUUAUCGAAACCGGUAAAGAGAUUUGCGUGUGUACAACCCAUUUGAAAGCCCGCAACGGUGCACUUUUGGCCAAAUUGCGCAACGAACAAGGAAAGGAUUUGAUGCGAUUUGUGCAACGUGUCGCAAAUAAUCGGCCAAUUUUAAUAUCUGGUGACUUUAACGCUGAACCGAUUGAACCAGUUUACAGUACAGUCAUCAAUUUUACACCGUUGAAGCUAUCAUCGGCUUAUGCUGAUGUCUUGGCUUCGAUAUCGAACAAUUCGACCGAAGAAAAAGACACUGAACAUGCCGCCGAUGAAACCAAUGGGGAAGGUGUUCUGAAUGGCGAUGAUGUCACCAAUGGUGAUGGCAUUACAAACGGAUUGAAGAGCCGUGUUGAUCAUCUUAUCAGCCAUGAACCUCCAUACACCACAUGGAAAAUUCGUGAAGAUGGUGAAGUUUGCCACACAAUUGAUUAUGUAUUCUAUUCACGAGACACCCUCAAGGUGAACAAUUGCUUAAGAUUUCCACUGGGAAAUGAAAUUGGCAAGAAUCGCACACCAAGUCAUCGCUAUCCAUCCGAUCACUUUUCAUUGUUGUGUGACUUCGAAAUUAUUGACAGCGACGGCGAAAAUAAUGAUGAUGGUGAUCUAACAAACAGUUGCCCAUAGACAUAACAGCAACCGGCAAAACCGCAAUUUCGUUAAGUCUUUCCAUAUUUGAAUGAAUAGAGAAUGAGAAAUUUUGAAAUCUUGCAACAAAAAAAAUUAGAUAGAAGAUAGAAGUUAUAAAGAUUAUAAAAUCAGAUAACAAGGCAGAAAAAAACGACCUAGAUACGGGAACAUAUAUUUUUUUCUGGAAAAAAAAUCGUAUUUUAUACGUUCAUUUUUCAUGUAAAACAUGUGAUAAUAGCAGCUUAGAAACAUUCUAUAUUUGUGUAUUUUUAAGGUCCGAUAACCUACACCAAGGAACAAAAAAACAAUCAAUCCCAGCAAAAGUUUCGUUUGUUCAGGUUCUCAUCUUCAUAAUUUUGGCAAACUAUUUUUUUUUUCUUUUGAAAUUUUCUUCAACCCAUUUUUAUCGUUUUGACAAAUUCCAAUAACGAAAUUUAUUAUGCCAGUGGAACAUAGAUAGAUUUUGUCCAUUCACUUUUUUUUUCUGUACAAUCACAAUUUUGCAAUUUAAUUAUUUUAAACGCUAGGUAGCGGUUGUGGAACACUAAACAAACAAUAAAAUGGUUUGAUAAAAACAAA